Messenger RNA from Lytechinus variegatus (green sea urchin), 2755 nucleotides. RefSeq lists its product as uncharacterized. The coding region runs from base 494 to 874 and encodes 126 amino acids. The record is from RefSeq and is a predicted model, not a curated record. The transcript has a single exon. Lineage: Eukaryota; Metazoa; Echinodermata; Echinoidea; Temnopleuroida; Toxopneustidae.
AGCCAAAGUCCUUGUCAAAGCUCUGUCAGCUCAUUGAACCAAUCACCGGGAGUUGCAACAGGAAGUACUCAACCGAUGAAGACUUUUGGACUAUACUGACUUGAAUCACAAGAGGGCAGCAGACAAUUUAAUAAUCAUUGAUCGGAGAAAAGUUAGGAAAUUUAUAGAUUUAGCCGACAAACCCAGAUAACCAGGGGAAUUCCAGCUUCCACCUCCACCAAUAAAGAAAGCAAUUAUUACCAACUGUGCAUAGUUCAUGCAUAGACUUGUCCUGGGAAUUCCAAUCUCUGGAAUGUGAUGGUUUAUCAAGCAUAGCAAACAAAAGCUUGAUUGAAUGGUAAUUACUCAGCUGCUUUAGUGGCAGUGAAACCACACCCCCUGAAUCCCUAUAUUUGUGAUCAGACAACUGCUUGGUGCGAUUAACACUGAAAAUUGGAGGGUUACGAAGAUAGCUGAUUCUUCGCUUGGAUCAAUUUUCAGCACACCAGUGCAAAUGAGUGGUCCCACACGGCAGGUCAAAAUCAUAAUGGAUGAAUCGCAGCGGGGAAAGAACUCAUCCAGCAAGGCAGAGGACUUUUACAACUUCUUCCGCAGUAGGAACAACAAUGAGAUCCGGGCUAAUCUGGGCCUCAUCGCCUCCAAUCCGGACCUGGACAAGCAGGACCUGGCCCUGCUCGUGCUGAUGCUGAAGAAUAUUUCUCAACCGUACGUGAGGCGGCUGAUUCGCGAGACGACGUGUUCACAGAUGCUUCAGAAGAUGCUGGACACGGUAACGAAAAACGAGAGCAAGCGAGGGAUGAUGCCAUGCCCCAACGACGUUGAGGAGAUUGAAAAGAUCAUCUUUGGACCUCCUCUCAGCCCAGAUGUUCCAUGAAACUCCUUUUGAUACAUUUAUGAACAUUGCAGGCACUGCGCACUUGCUUACUCCGAAUAUACAUGUAUAUGAACUUGGACCUUACAAGACUAGGCAAGAUGAUUAUGUAUGUGCCUUCACUAUCCUAGCUCUGUGCUUUAAAAUGUUUUCUUUUAUUGUUAUUUGGACAAAAAGAGUAAAAUUAAGCGAACAGAUAGCUGAAGAUUUUAUUUUUUAAAAUAGGAUAAAAUAUAACAUGUACACUGUAAUGCAGAACUGCCAACCUCUGUCAACCAAAAAACAUAUCCAUAAUUAAAAUCAUAUUUUGAAGAAAAAAAAACAUUUUGGUACAAAAAUUGAUAAAUUACACAUAUGAAGCAUGGUAAUCAAAUUUAACAAAAACAUUUUGCAAUAAAAACUCAUAUUUUGUCACUUUGAUUAUGAAAAAAAACAUGCUAAUAUCGUUAAAAACACAUUAGUUGGCAGCUUUGUAUAAUGUAGUGGCAGUUUUGAUUUUUGCGUUACAUGUAUAUUGUUUAACAAAUUCUACACGUCUGUAUAAGCAACCUGAUGUGGUCAUCUCCCAUUUCUAUUUCAUUCAGUCAAUUAAGUACUGUAAUUAUUCCAAAUUGUGGUUCAAAAAAGUACAAAUAGGAAUAACUACCGAAUCAAAGUGUAUUGAAGAUCACCAUUGCUCAGACGUACUCUGUAACAAGGGGAUAGUUUCCCAAAACUAAGAUUUUAUAUAAUAUCUAAUUUUGAAAAAAGGGACAUGACAUAAAGUAAUUGCAUAUUCAUGAUAAGCCAUAGAAGUGAAUCUCUAAUAUAGUGCAAGACUUUACAAUUUGAUAACUGUUAGUUUUCAUCAAGUUUGAUACAAUUUUCCAUGUUGUGUUUGUGUAUAGAAUACUAUUCAUUCAAUUUAUAUCAUUUUUAGCCCGAAGUAAAUGUAUAUACGUGUACAACCCUUCAAAUUUUAUGAUGACAUAAAUUAAAGAUACGAGAAACAAUUACUUUCCAAAUAUCAAAUGCCAACAUUUCUCUAAGGUUCAGAAUGGCCUCACCUAGUAUAAAACAGAAAUAUGCAGUUUUACUAUAACAUUACAUGUAUUUAUCAUUUCCGUAAAAAUUGUCUCUCAAUUUUGAAUAUUAUUAUGGAGUGUAUUCUGGAUAACUGCUAGAAAUUUGGUGGAAUAGAAAAAUUAUCCAAUCAAAUUAAAGAGUUUUUCUAUAAACCUAAGAUCAAAUGACAAUAAAGUUAUCCACAUCAAAAUAUGUCAAACAAUGCUGGCAAGUGAGUGUUCCUAGUCAUUGCUCCAAGAGCAUGGAACAAUCUCCCCAACUAUAUAAAAAAAAACAGUCUCAAUGUAUUCGAGAAAAUUCUAAAAACACAUUGUUUCCAUUAGCGUCUGCUAGCCAGCAUUGGACAUUCAAUGUUCUGUAAUUUUUCCUUUUGCAUUUUAUAGGUUUGUUUUAUUCUAAAUAUAUUGCACUUUGUACCUUCAUAAGAAAAGUCAAAAAUAGAAAUAUUAUUACUAUUAUUAUUUUUUGGAAAUGCUCAUCUUUCGCCUACAGGUACUACAUGUAUGUUUGUAGACCUUAAGCAAACAGUGUCUAGUCACAAAUGAAUUAUCAGAACAGCAAACAGUUGACUCCAACAAAGGUCAGAUAAGGGGACCUUGUUUAUUUAUAAUUGGGAAACUUGGGAUCAAAUUUUGUGAGACUAAUGAUCAAGAGCUUAUUAAAUUUAAAACGGUAAGAUGGAAAUUUGUCAGAUAUUGCAUGUAUAGAUGAAUAGUCUCCAAACAUCGGAUCCAUCUUAACUCUAUGGAAAUCGAUCAGUGUCAUAAAUUUUUCCUCAGAAAAUUUGCAUAAUGUCCUGUGUAAACAAAGAGAUGCAUA